Molecule: messenger RNA, 3336 nt
Organism: Paracoccidioides brasiliensis Pb18
Product: rRNA-processing protein UTP22
Exons: 1
Coding region: 1-3336 (1111 amino acids)
Biological process (GO): rRNA processing; tRNA export from nucleus
Cellular component (GO): small-subunit processome; UTP-C complex; CURI complex
Source: RefSeq, a predicted model, not a curated record
AUGUCGGAAGUCAGUGCAAAGCGAAGAAAACUAAGCACGGAAAAUGGAGCUCAGCAUGCGACCAGUAAAGGAGUCAAAGGCACGGAAAAACGAUCGCGAUCGGAUGUGCCUACAGCCGAGCUUGCUGCAGCCAGUGGCGUGUUCAAAUCCAAUGUCUUCAAGUUGCAAGUGGACGAAUUGCUCUCCCAACUGCGACCAGACCAUGAUAAGCUCCUUUCCCGUGUCGAAAAACCGCUGCGGAAACUGAAAAGCAUUAUUGAGAGAAUCCCGAAUAUCCCUUCCAAACCUGUGUAUGAGGCGGAGAGAGAACUGCGCAAACGAUCGGGCAUUGCAGUUCCGUUUCCAGACCCUCGUCCUGCGAAGGACACAAAAUACACACUACAAUACACCUCCCCGGUGAAUAUCAACGUCGUCGGGAGCUUUGUGAUCAAGACGGAAAUAAAGUCAAAGCUUACUACAAUCGAUCUGGCGGUUACAAUUCCAAAUUCCCUGUUCCAAAGGAAAGAUUACCUCAACUAUCGAUAUUUCCAUAAACGCGCCUACUACAUAGCUUGUAUCGCAGCGGGCAUCAAAGAUGCCGGGGAACCGGAUUUUAAGAUAAGCUGGAUCUACCAAGAUGGCAAUACGCUCCGUCCUGUUAUUUUGCUGGAGCCCACUGAAAAUGCUGAUGAAUCGUUCAUUCGCUCUAAAUCCUGCAUCCGUAUCCUCACCUCGAUCGAAGAUGCUGUUUUCCCGAUGCCCCUUACGCUGCCCACCAGCAACAACAUCCGAAAGGGCAACGCCGAUCAGGAUCAGCAAAGCAAUUCCUCUCAAGCGGCUGUGGGCCACACUCCGACCCCAAUUUACAAUGCAACUCUCCGGUCCGAGGCGUCCGUUUCGGCUUUCUUGAAACUUCAAUAUGCCGCUAGUCUCAAGUGUGCUGCCUUCCGAGAUGCAUGUAUCCUUGGACGAAUUUGGCUUCAGCAAAGAGGUUUUGGAACAUCCUUCGCACAAGGCGGCUUUGGCCAUUUUGAGUGGGCUACACUUUUAGCCUUGCUUCUUGAGGGCGGCGGGCCCAAUGGGAAACCACUGCUCUCCCCGAGUUACAGCAGCUAUCAAGUGUUCAAAGCCACAAUUCAGUUUCUUUCGGGCAAAAAUCUUGUCCAGCCAUUCAUGUUACAGGCAGGUGAUGUUUCCAAAAUACCUGCUUCUGAUGUGCCUGUUUUCUUUGAUGGAAAACGGGGUUUGAAUAUUCUCUACAAAAUGUCCUCAUGGUCAUACGCUCUACUACGCCACGAGUCUCAUACAACAUUAAAAAUGCUCAACGACUACCUUCGUGAUAAUUUUAAUGGCAUUUUUAUUUGGAAAGUUGACGAUCCUCUCUGCAGAUUUGAUCAUCUUAUCUCAGUCUCUCCACAAACCGCCCUUUCUUCAACUCUUCACAUCGUUAAAUACCAAUCGUCUAUCUACCAAGUCCUUUCAAAAGCUUUGGGUAAUAGAGCAAAACUCAUCAACCUUUCCAUUCCAGAUACCCCUGCUUGGCCUAUUGAUUCAGGAGCUCUCCCUUCCGCCAAAGGAGAUAGCUCCUCGGUCACCAUAGCAUUACUUCUUGAUGCUGAACAUUCAAACCGAAUAGUCGACCAUGGUCCUUCCGCCGAAGACAAAGAGGCAUCUAUUACCUUCCGAAGGUUUUGGGGUGACAAAUCCGAACUUAGACGGUUUAAGGAUGGAAGUAUUAUGGAAAGUUUGGUGUGGUCUGAUCGUGCUUCGGAUCCACCAAUUGUCCAACAGAUUGUAUCCCAUAUCCUAAAGCUACAUUUUGGCUUAGACGAAAGUCGCAUUGCCCUUGCCAGCUACGGUCUCAACGCUGACUAUUUUAACGGUGCCAGCGCAUUGAACCCCACCGCUCCCUUUCAACAGUAUAUGGAUGCGUUUGAUUCCCUUGAAAAGUUACUUCAAGGCAUGGACGGACUCCCGCUCACAUUGCACCAGUUAUCCGCAGCUAGCUCUCUAUUGCGAUACACAUCAACCCAGGUCUCAAGUAGUGGCCUGACGCCACAUAACCCUGCCGACAUCAUUCUCCAAUUUGAGGGCUCGACGCGCUGGCCAGAUGACCUGACAGCCAUCCAGAUGACAAAACUUGCAUUUCUACUGAAGAUUGCCGAACUUCUCAAGGAAUCGAAAGAGUUCGCAUCCUGCCGAAUAGGCAUAGAGAAUGAAAGCAGAAAAUUUCUUAACACCUCAUUCCUUGACAUUGUCCUCCCCAGUUCCAUUCUAUUCCGCCUUCGCAUCUACCACGAUAGAGAACAAACUCUGCUGGAACAACAGCUGAAAAGGAAAGACGUAGCAGGUCGUCAAAAGGAAGACCUAGCUUUUGCCCUCGCCACACACAGACGUAAUUUCAUCCAAGCACCCCGACACACUCAGACGAUCCGAACUCUAUCCACGCGCUAUCCCCUCCUUUCCCCAACCAUUCGUCUUGUGAAAAAAUGGGCAAACUCUCAUCUCCUAACUCCAUACCUACGAGAGGAGCUCUUAGAACUAAUUGUCUGCCACGUCUUCGUCCAUCCAUACCCUUGGGAUCCCCCUUCCAGUAUUUUAACUGGCUUUCUGCGAACCCUCCACUUCCUCUCCCGUUGGGACUGGCAACUAGAACCGCUGAUAGUCGAUCUAAAUCAAGAAUUGACUCCGCAACAACUGUCCGAGAUCCAAAAGCGUUUCGACGCCUGGCGCAACAUUGACCCGAUGAUGAACACCGUCGCCCUCUUUGCAGCAUCAAACCUCGACCCUGAUGGUGUCUCAUGGACCCAAUUUUCCAAGCCGCCACGAGUUGUUGCUGCGAGGUUAUCUGCGUUAGCAAAAUCAGCCAUGAAGCUCGUCACGGAAAAGAGACUAGAUUUGAAGGCGCCAGAACUCUUCCGAUCACCCCUGGCGGAUUAUGAUUUUGUACUCAGGUUGCAUCCGAAGUAUGUUUCUGGCUCCCAUAAUAAAAAGAAGAAUCAGAUGGUGUUUAAAAAUGUUCAGGGACUGGGUCAGGGGGGGUUUGGUGACGAUAUGACCGGAUUUAAACCUGCUGCGGUGUUUGCGGAUGAGUUGAGCCAUUUAUACGGACACGUUAUUAUGCUUUUUCAUGGGGAUGACGAGGAAAGUGGUGGUGGUGUGAUUGCUGGAGUUUGGAAUCAGCAGACAACCAAACCAAGGCCUUGGGGUUUGAAGAUUCGAUAUUCGAUUGUACCGUCAAAUGUUGAAGGGAGUGACGAAGAUGGGACUGAGCUCAUACCUAAUAAGUCAGCGAUUUUAAAUGAGAUUGCCGCGUUGGGUGGUGAGCUCGUUAAGAAAAUUCAGGUUAAUCGAUAA